Molecule: messenger RNA, 1136 nt
Organism: Amaranthus tricolor (Joseph's coat)
Lineage: Eukaryota; Viridiplantae; Streptophyta; Magnoliopsida; Caryophyllales; Amaranthaceae
Product: putative RNA methyltransferase At5g10620
Exons: 8
Coding region: 311-880 (189 amino acids)
Biological process (GO): rRNA processing
Molecular function (GO): methyltransferase activity
Source: RefSeq, a predicted model, not a curated record
GUGUAUAUAUAUUAGUAUGCACUCCAGUUUCUGCAUUGAUUCAAUUCAGUGAAUGAAAACAUUUUCUCUCAAAUGUUUGUUCAUCUUUAUGUUUUCUUUUGGAUUGAAUUAUAACAUUUUCGGAUGCGCCUAAGUUGAUAGUAUUAGAAGUUUUCCACCAUUAAGCUAAACCCGACCCAGAUCCGACCAUACCCUAACCCAUCCCUACCCACACCCUCAAAACCAAAACCCGCCCAAAUAAGUUGAUAGUGUUAGAAGUCUCACUAAUUUCCCCGUGCUUCGGAAAUCAAAACUACAAGGAGUAAUAUUUAUGGCGGUGACAUUUUUAGGUCGUCAUCUUCCCAGUAACUUCAACUCUUCAGAUACCCCAGAUGCAAGAACGUGCAAGUACACUGGCCAAUCAGUUAGAGCUAUUCCAAUGAGAGUAAUCACAGUAGGAAAGAAACGCUCGCGUGGGGUUCAACUCAUUGUUGAUGAAUAUAAAGAUAAACUUCAACAUUAUUGUGCCAUUGAUGAUGUCUUAAUUCGCUCCAAUCCUAAAAAUGCCCGGGAUAUCAAGGCUCAGAUUGAAGAGGAAGACUUUGCUGUUAUAAACCUCAUCAAGUCCAACGACUGGGUUGUAGUCUUGGAUGAGCAUGGACAAGAUGUGGGAUCAGAGCGUUUGGCUGAGCUUAUCGGAGAUGCAGGCUUGACGGGGGCAUCAAGAAUGAUUUUUUGCAUAGGGGGACCAUAUGGUCAUGGAAAACAGUUACGAAAGCGAGCUAAUGUAUCGUUAAAGUUAUCAUCUUUGGUCUUGAAUCAUCAGAUCGCUUUGAUUGUGCUAAUGGAGCAGUUAUACAGAGCAUGGACUAUUCUCAAAGGCCAAAAAUAUCACCACUAGAAAUCUUGUCUUGCUGCCUGGAGCCCUGGACCAUGUCCUAGCAGGUCACGUAAUACUUCUGUUUCAUGAAACGGUAAGCUGAUAAUCCUUUAUAAAGCGACUGCGACUGGUAUGUAACCGAAUAACCUCAUUUUUAUUCCAUGGUGGAGCAUAAAGGGCUUGACAAUAGACAAGGAGUGUGAUUUGUACUGAACUGCUGACCCUACCAUUCAAAGGCAGAGUUUUUCAGUAGUAUCUAAUGACUAAUAUGUAGUCA